Molecule: messenger RNA, 3887 nt
Organism: Pomacea canaliculata
Lineage: Eukaryota; Metazoa; Mollusca; Gastropoda; Architaenioglossa; Ampullariidae
Product: hillarin-like
Source: RefSeq, a predicted model, not a curated record
UGCAGCACGUGGCGUGACGUAACGUCAUGGGGUCCGCACUCAGCAACGAUCCUCCCAUCGAGCCGAUCGAUGUGCCGGACACAGAACCCGGGUACCCUCCACCCAGCCCGCCACUGACUCGGAAGGAGGAGAUCUACACCCACGUCUUCUUUCAGGCACUUGACACCAGAGCUCAGGAGGCACCGGAGUCUUUGAACUCCAGCUACAGCGCUCUCAUGGAAUACUUGCUGGAAGGUGUGGUCAGCGAUUUACAGAAGGUCAGGGCGAUCUUCGCAUGGCUGUCUGCUCAGCAAAUUGAAAUAAUGAGAUUCCCCAAGGUGAAGAACGCUUACUCACCAGAGGGCUACAUGAAAUUAAUUCAACAGGGCGAGGGUACUUACACUGGCUUCUUCGCUUUACUCUGCAGGGCGGCUGGUCUACCCUGUGUGGUGGUCCGCGGGGUGGCGAAGGCCGCCGGGUACGAGGUGGGGCAACAGGGGAUGGUGGGGCUGCACUCUCUGUGGAACGCCGUGUGGGUGGACGGCACCUGGCGACUCGUGCACCCGUACUGGGCCGCCGUGGAGCUCAAGGGCUUCCAGCCGGGUGGCUGGACCAAAGUGGAGGAGAACGGCCAAUCAUUGAGAGAGGCGGAGCGGGUCUCCUCAGGGAAAAAAAUAUACACCACAGACGAGUUCUGGUUCCUGACAGAUCCAGAACAAUUUGUUUACUUUUGCUUGGCAUCAAAGCCUGAGUGGCAGCUGCUGAAACAACCCUGGGAGCUGUCCAAGUUUGUCAAUGUGCCACAGUUCACCAAGUACUACUUUGGCUGUGGACUGACGCUCACCUCCCAGCACGCAGCCAUCUUGAAGUCCCACAACGGGAGAUGUGACAUUUCACUGGGCCACUCCGAGUAUCUCGAUGCUGCCCUGGAUUAUUCCCUGUACUUCGACGACAGAAGCUCUGAGCACAAGUUGAGGUCAGCUUUGCAGUUGGACAAAUACGUUAUUCGCUUUGGAGACGAGAGAAAAAAAUGUCUUCGAAUUCGAUUCCCAGUAGCAGGUAUCUACAAAAUCAAGGUGACUGGCGUGACGGACUCUCGCCACCAUAUUUGCUCCUUUCGUCUGGAAUGUGACCAGGUCCCUGAGGACACUCGCCCCUACCCGAGUAACCCGGCGAUAGGAUUCGGGGUGGGCAAGGCCGCCGAAGAAGUAGGACUUGUCAAUCCUCAGAAGAAUGGCCUUGUGGUUGUGAACCCCGGGGAGACAGCCAAGUUCCAUUUCAAGUGCACGGAGGAGCUGGACCUCGAGGCCAACCUCUUGCACCGAGAGCAGGCGGCGUCCGACCUCGCGUCCAACGUCAACGUUGAGCAGACUGACGAUGACGUCACCAUUGCGGUCAAGGUUCCGGAGCAUGCGCGUGACCCGGAGUACGCGCUCGAGGUCAACGCGAAGCCAAAGGGGGCGAAAGGUCCUCGCAAGAAUGUCGCCAACUAUCUCCUCAGCUCCGGAAGAGAAGAACCGGAGGGCAACGACGAGUGCUCUGGGUAUAAACGGGAGGACAGCCACGGGAAACACAGGAACCACAAACUGAUGAGCAUCGACAAGGGGACUACAGAGGAGCCGGACUCUCGCCGGAAGCUGGUGGACGCUGCCCGACAGGAUGACAUCGAGCGGCUGGAGAAGGCCAUCCAGGACUUUGAAAAGGCCAAGCUGCCUGACCUCGGGGAAAAGGCCAAGGCCAGAAACAGACUGUACCAACUACAUGAAGCUGCCCUGAGACAGGCCAUCAAGAGCCGCAGCGCCGACAGACUGGACGAGGUGAUUCGCCAGGCACUGCAGUCCCACGUGGCGUUCGAGUUGUACGGAAGUGACGUCAUGAAGGAAGCCGAGGAUGUCCGGCGGCAGCUGAGGCGCCUGAGGCUGUACAUGCACAAGGUGCUGCAGCUCGAGCCCAUGACCGUCUCCGAGAUCUACAGCUACCACCGACCUCGACCUCUGGUGCACGAGGUCAUGAAGGCCACGUUCCUCUGCUGGGCGAGAAGGAGCAGCAGCUGGAGCAAUGGGAGUUCAUCCAGAGCCUUCUGCGCAAGCAGGGAAGGGAGAGCAUCAUCCGGCGGAUCAAAGCCUUUGACAUCAUUGACGUGGAGCCACGAAGCGAGAGAGAGCGCAGAGAGACUCCUCCGCCACUGCAACAAGUUCCUCGUGAGACAAACCAGCGCCGGGGCAGGAACCUUCUAUAAAUGGAGCAAGAACAUCGUCAACGAAGCGAAGAAGCUCGAUAAUCGACAAAAGUUUUCUCUGGAACCUUCUGCUGUCAGGAAGACAAGCGUCCCUGUGGUGGACACAGCAUGAAGGGAAACAUCUUGAGCUGAGGACACCGGGGAUGAGGACAUCACCACGAGUACAGACACCAGAAGUAGCCACAACAUCGUGUACAUCACAAUGAGCAUGAUGUCGCACAACAGAUACACUGCAUACCUACACACUAAAUACCUUAACACAAUCCAGGCAUCAACUUAGUACACAAUACUACAGAAGACAUCCACUUCCACACCCAGACACACACAUAUAUGUAUAUAUAUAUGUAUACUAUGUAAAAGGGCACCGCUGCACUUGUUAAUUAAUGAAGUAGCUCAAUUAGUUCAGACAUGUCCAGUAAUAUUACUACUUUAACAAGGCCUCCUAUUUUUAGAAUGUGAACAUUUGUUUCUAUAUCGUUGUUGUAUGAACAGUUGGUUUAAUGCGCUGUGCUGUCAAAUGCAGAAUUCGGUCUGUUUGGACCUUGAGUAGCAGGAGAGUUUUAUUACAGAACUGUUCAUUUCUUGUUCACUACUUUUGUUACGGUAUAGAUUAUUUAGGUAAUAAUUCAGUGAACACAAACAUUUUAUUAGAAAGGAGAGAAGAAAAAGAGACAAACACAACCAGAGAAAGACUUCUGUUACAUUUUGAUACAUGUAGAUAAAGAGUUGGAUUACAAGUCAUUUUUUAAUGACAGAGCAAUCAAAAUGUUUUAGUUUGAAAUUUGAGACACGGAAGAUGCUGAUAUUAUUUCUGUCACAUAAUUAUUAUGUAAGCCAGCAGGUCAUGUGAUGGUCACGACAGGGACAUUAAAUGGCGAGAGUUGAUGUCACGUGGUAGAAGAAUAAUGGCAGCCACUGUGUACUUGAAAUAAUUGCCAUUACUAUUGCAUGGGAGGUAGUGAAGGAUUGAUGGUGGAGAAUUUUCACCUGCACACGUGGGUAGAAAACAUGUCUCCAGCCAACCUGUAGCCGCCAUCUGCACUAACGGGUACCUGUGUUACUGCACUAACGGGUACCGUCUUAUCAAGGACUGUAGGUGGCGCCUUGUUAGACACGCACCACACAUUCGUUACUAUUAAGGCCACAGAAGUAACAAUACAGAUUUACCUGUGACUGGCAACGGCCCAGGACAGUAAAUGUGAUUGAAGACUCUGUCUCGCCCACCCUGAAGACGAGCUAAUAGAAAAGGUCAGAUACAGGUCAGAUACGAGUCGUUUCUUAUCACACUGAGAGGGUUGGGGCUACCUUCUCCUGCCAUGAUCUGAGGUCCCCUCAACGCUCCCUCCAACCAACUGCCAUUAGGCUGUUGGGAGGCCUGGGGGUACCCUGGUGCUGGUGUUUGUGUACACUGAGGGAGCGAUGAAGGGAGAGUCUGUAUAAACCUUUUCCGUAUCGGCGUGUAGUGACGAGACUGGUCAGAACUUCAAACAGGACAAGCCCACAGAAUCUUUUACACCAUGAAAAAUGGUCAACAGCAUCUUAAGACAAAAUUAUUAAAAGUAUCGAUCUGCAACCCCGGUUCAUUUAGUAAAGAAAGUGAACUAUUAACUUAAAAAGUAAAUGAACACCAGAAGGAAGAAAUGAACGAAAAAAAAAAAACACAAAAAUA